Molecule: messenger RNA, 4418 nt
Organism: Pseudoliparis swirei
Lineage: Eukaryota; Metazoa; Chordata; Actinopteri; Perciformes; Liparidae
Gene: klf11a
Product: Kruppel like factor 11a
Exons: 4
Coding region: 990-2117 (375 amino acids)
Biological process (GO): regulation of transcription by RNA polymerase II
Molecular function (GO): RNA polymerase II cis-regulatory region sequence-specific DNA binding; DNA-binding transcription factor activity, RNA polymerase II-specific
Source: RefSeq, a predicted model, not a curated record
CGAGGUGAGCUCAGUAUAAAGGCUGAUAAUUCUUGGCUUUCCUCUGCCUUGGUAAUAGUUUCUCAAAAUAAGUAGUGCUGCUCUACCGUCGUCGGGUGCUUCCCGCAUCACCAGGGACAGGCUCUUAUCAUCCAGAAACUGGAUAAGCUCAGAAUAUGCUUCUUCAUUCUUUGCCUCAUUCCGCAGCAGUUCCUCUUCGUCCUCUGUCACAGGCACUCCCAGAAUGGUUUCUUUCAACCCUUGCAGACGAAGGUGGCCCAAGAACUUAGUCUCCCACAGUUCAUACUUAUUUUCAUCCCCGUCAAAUAACAAGCGCGACCAGCGGCUCCCACUCGGCUCUACUGGCUUUCUGCUACUAGUCAUGUUUGGUGCCUACACGCACCUAGUCUUAAGUGUUAGUUUUAAAUGUUUUGCUCUAUAGGUUUUCGCCAUCACCUGGGCCCAUAACCUCUUAGCAGAGCUAAGAGCAUAGCGGAUAAAACAUAACACAAAUAGUACCAACAAUAAGACUUACUAGACGGAGGAAUUAAGAAGUAUGUGGAGACAGAGGAAACGUGACUUGUCUGUUACACAGCCAAUAGAGAACUGCCCUCAUCCUCCAGUGAGGCUUUUUAUUGACACUCAAAUAAACAGUUCACGCCCACACACAGGUGGCUCAAAUCAGGUUCAUUGGUCACAUCAAUCAGUUCAAGUUGCCCAAUGUCCAAUCACACAAUAUGAGAGCAUAUCUCAACAUUACUAUACACCACUGGUGCUAACCCUGCUGCCUAAAAAAGGAAACCCGCAGGACAUCGGUAACUGGCGCCCUGUGUCUCUGCUGUGUGUGGAUUACAAGCUUCUGUCCAGGGUCCUGGCCUCCAGGCUGAGGGGAGCUAUGGAGCAGGUCCUCCAUCGGGACCAGACCUACUGUGUGCCCGGCAGGUCCAUGGUGGAUAACGUCCACCUCAUUCGGGACGUUUUGGAGGUCUCCAGCUCGUUGGGGCGGAGCCAUGGAGCCGAAGCCGAGCGUCCAGCACCUCGACCUGGAGGCCGCCGAGGCGCUCGUCAGCAUGAGCUUCUGGGGUCAAAGGUCACACAAGCCCCGCCCACUGACCCCCACCUCCGACUCCUGUGACUCCACCCAUCUCCACCAGGAGGGGGGGGACGCCCCCAAAGACCUGAUCGCCCUGUCGUCGCUGUGUAUGACUCCUCCUCACAGUCCGAGCUUCGCCGAGACCUCCGCCACCUCUGCCCUAAGCCCCGCCUCCAGGCCAGUCUUACCCCGCCCCGCCCUCAGCCCCGCCCUCAUCCUCAGUGACUCCUCCUCCUCAGCCCCUCAGACGGAGUCGUCCUGCGUGGCUCCGCCCAGCCGAGCGAUGCUCACCAGCGUCAUCCGCCACACGGACAGCCUGAGCGCUCCUCACCAGGAGCCCGGAGCCCCGCCUCCUCCAGAGGAGAAGGCCAUAGCCCCGCCUCCUUCUUUCUCCUCCUCUCCGGUCCUCUGCCAGGUCUUCCCUGUGAGCGGCCGGACGGCGAUGAUCUCGGUCCAGGUGCAGGCGGGGGGGCCUAAGCCCCUCCUCCCCCACCCGGGGCUGCUGGUGGGGUCCGCCGUGCCGCCGGGCGCCGUGAUGUUCGUGCUCCCCCAGGCGUCCGUGUCCCAGGCGCCGCCCACCGUCGUGACGCUAGGCAACACCAAGCUCCUCCCCCUGGCGCCGGCCCCCGUGUACCGGCCCCCGGGCGGCGGCGUGCAGGCCGACUUCUCCCGCAGACGCAACUACGUCUGCAGCGCCCCCGGCUGCAAGAAGACGUACUUCAAGAGCUCGCACCUGAAGGCCCACCUGCGCACGCACACAGGAGAGAAGCCGUUCAGCUGCCACUGGGAUGGCUGUGCUAAGAGGUUCGCCCGUUCAGACGAGCUCUCUCGCCACCGCCGCACGCACACGGGGGAGAAGCGCUUUGCGUGUGGCGUGUGCGCUCGCCGCUUCAUGCGCAGCGACCACCUGAGCAAACACGCCCGGCGCCACGUGACCAACAAGAGGGCGUCGCCGUGGCCCGCCGAGACCCGGGACCCGCGGCGAGCGGCGCCGGCCGGGGGCCUGGCGUUUCCCGUCGGCGUGCUGAUCUCCACCGCCGACUGACUCGGGAGCCCGGGGGGCGGGGCUUAAACCCUGACUGUCAAUCAGCUUUCGACCAAUCAAACUGCUGCUGAAGCGAAGACGUCCAUCCGGUUCACUUUGACCUGGUGACUGUGGCACUUCCUGUUUCAGAGGCUCUGUGGCACUUCCUGUUUCAGAGGCUCUGUGGCACUUCCUGUUUCAUAGACGCUCUGUGGCACUUCCUGUUUCAGAGGCUCUGUGGCACUUCCUGUUUCAGAGGCUCUGUGGCACUUCCUGUUUCAGAGGCUCUGUGGCACUUCCUGUUCCAGAGGCUCUGUGGCACUUCCUGUUCCAGAGGCUCUGUGGUACUUCCUCUUUCGUAGACGCUCUGUGGCACUUCCUGUUCCGUAGACGCUCUGUGGCACUUCCUGUUUCAUAGACGCUCUGUGGCACUUCCUGUUUCAGAGGCUCUGUGGCACUUCCUGUUUCAUAGACGCUCUGUGGCACUUCCUGUUCCAGAGGCUAUGUGGCACUUCCUGUUCCAGAGGCUCUGUGGCACUUCCUCUUUCAUAGACGCUCUGUGGCACUUCCUGUUUCAGAGGCUCUGUGGCACUUCCUGUUCCAGAGGCUCUGUGGUACUUCCUCUUUCAUAGACGCUCUGUGGCACUUCCUGUUUCAGAGGCUCUGUGGCACUUCCUGUUCCGUAGACGCUCUGUGGCACUUCCUGUUCCGUAGAUGCUCUGUGGCACUUCCUGUUCCGUAGACGCUGUACCGUUAGCAAUUUUAGCAUCUUAGCACAUUAACGCGUCAUGUUACAUCAACAUGCUAAUGUUAGCAUAUUAGCAUGUUCAUGUGACCUUUAGUUAGCUAACGUUUAGCUCGUUAGCCAUAAUAUGUUCAUAUGCUGACCGUUAGCAUUCAGCCCGGAAGUCAUUCGGUGUUGUUGUUGUUGUUGACGUUCAUCUUUGAGGAUCUUUCAGUCGUUUUUGUUUGACCAACUCGACCCAGAAGUUAUAUUUAUGUAUUUCAACUCGUGCCACAGUAACAAACUGAUGAAGACGAAGGUGUUGGUCACAUCCAGGUCUGAGGUGACGAAGACGAGGACGAGUGUCCCGCGCAGCUCAGGACAUUUUAUGACCAACCAACUCCUCAGAGGAGGAAGAGGAGGAGGAAGAGGAGGGCUGCUAUUUAUCCACAGACAGAAACCAACAAAAACCUGACAUUGCACUGGAUUUAUUAAAUCUUGCUUGUUUUUGUGUUCUCUGUUCUCAUCUUGUUUACUUCUUGUUUACUGCUUGUUUACUGCUUGUUUACUUCUUGUUUACUCCUUGUUUACGGCUUGUUUACUUCUUGUUUACUCCUUGUUUACUUCUUGUUUACUCCUUGUUUACGGCUUGCUUACUCCUUGUUUACGGCUUGUUUACUCCUUGCUUACUCCUUGUUUACUCCUUGUUUACUGCUUGUUUACUCCUUGUUUACUGCUUGUUUACUCCUUGCUUACUUCUUGUUUACUGCUUGUUUACUCCUUGUUUACGGCUUGUUUACUGCUUGUUUACUGCUUGUUUACUCCUUGUUUACUGCUUGUUUACUUCUUGUUUACUGCUUGUUUACUUCUUGUUUACUGCUUGUUUACUGCUUGCUUACUCCUUGUUUACGGCUUGUUUACUACUUGUUUACUUCUUGUUUACUCCUUGUUUACUGCUUGUUUACGGCUUGUUUACUGCUUGUUUACUCCUUGUCCAGCUCCACGUUGGUGCCAAAGCCUCCGUGCUCUUUGUGACUGUAAAUACUGUAAAUAUCUUGAUAUCUAUAUGAUUGUUGACGUGUAUUCUGCAUUUAUUGACGUGUCAGGUAUUCCUCACUGUGAUACAGCCUUUAUAUUAUUAUUGAAUGAACAUGUGUUUGGGCCCAAAGCCAGUAAGAACAAUACCUCGUUAUUAAAUGUUAUUCUUAAUAAUAAUGGCUUAUAUCGGAAUAAUAGCGAAGGAGAAGAAUAUGGAUUUUAUAAUCAAACAAACCUCAUAAACAUUCGUUGUCUUUCUUAAAAUCAAGUUUAAAUUACGUUAGCUCAGGACGUAGUUAGCUUAGCAUAAAGACUGGAAACACCCCAUCAGGGUUUAGCUUAACAGGUACAUAGUACAGGUAACAUACUAGAGCACAGGUAUUAGUACCUCAGUUAGAGAGUAAAUACAUUUACUGAAGUAUUGUUCUGAUAGUUUUCAUGUAUUUGUAGAUACUACUUUAUACGUGUACUACUGAUUCUGAUACUACUGUACUUUUUAUAACUGGAUUCACAUGAAUAUAGUAUUUAUUAAACUACUCGCAAAGUACAAUAGGUACGAG